This is a messenger RNA of Pistacia vera, 808 nucleotides long. Its product is annotated as 7-dehydrocholesterol reductase-like. Gene Ontology annotation, molecular function: oxidoreductase activity, acting on the CH-CH group of donors, NAD or NADP as acceptor. Lineage: Eukaryota; Viridiplantae; Streptophyta; Magnoliopsida; Sapindales; Anacardiaceae. The transcript is spliced from 7 exons. Gene Ontology annotation, cellular component: endoplasmic reticulum membrane. The coding region runs from base 89 to 784 and encodes 231 amino acids. The record is from RefSeq and is a predicted model, not a curated record. Gene Ontology annotation, biological process: brassinosteroid biosynthetic process; sterol biosynthetic process.
AGAACAAAAAACGCAGUCCAUAACUAACAGAGUUGCGAGAUUUCAGACUUGCAAAAAUCUCAGAUUGUGAAGAAAAACUAGACGAAAAAUGGCUUCUACGGAAUCGAAGACGGUGCAUUCGGCAGCUCUCACUUAUUUUUCUAUGAUUUCUCUUCUCACUCUCUGUCCUCCCUUCGUUAUUUUGCUAUGGUAUACAAUGGUGCAUGCAGAUGGGUCUAUUAUCCAGACCUUUGAUUACUUGAGGCAACAUGGGCUGCAAGGAUUUGUAGAUAUAUGGCCAAGACCCACUGUUACGGCUUGGAAAAUAAUUGCUUGUUAUGCAGCAUUUGAGGCUGCCCUUCAGCUUCUUCUGCCUGGAAAAAGGGUUGAGGGCCCAAUAUCUCCUGCUGGGAACCGACCUGUUUACAAGGCAAAUGGUAUGGCAGCGUACACAGUGACACUUGUAACCUAUCUAAGCCUUUGGUGGUUCGGCAUAUUCAAUCCCACAAUUGUUUAUGAUCAUUUGGGAGAAAUAUUUUCAGCACUUAUUUUUGGAAGCCUCAUUUUUUGUGUUUUCUUAUACAUUAAAGGUCAUUUGGCCCCAUCUUCCAGUGAUUCUGGUUCAUGUGGGAACAUGAUAAUUGAUUUCUACUGGGGUAUGGAGCUAUAUCCUCGAAUUAGUAAGAACUUUGACAUCAAAGUUUUCACAAACUGCAGAUUUGGGAUGAUGUCGUGGGCAGUUCUUGCUGUUACCUACUGUAUUAAGCAGAAGCAAAAUGUGGGAAAUUCUUUGGUGGUGGUGUAGAGACCUCAUUUGCUAGGCUCACAU